Poecilia latipinna (sailfin molly) is the source of this 467-nucleotide messenger RNA. Its product is annotated as DNA-directed RNA polymerases I and III subunit RPAC1-like. Gene Ontology annotation, molecular function: protein dimerization activity; DNA binding. Gene Ontology annotation, biological process: DNA-templated transcription. The record is from RefSeq and is a predicted model, not a curated record. The coding region runs from base 69 to 467 and encodes 132 amino acids. Lineage: Eukaryota; Metazoa; Chordata; Actinopteri; Cyprinodontiformes; Poeciliidae. Gene Ontology annotation, cellular component: RNA polymerase III complex; RNA polymerase I complex. The transcript has 4 exons.
GGACACAUGGGGGCAGCAAUGUUUUGUCUCUACGACUUCUUUGUAGACGAAGAAGACCGCAGAGCAAAAUGGCUGCGCCCAUGAGUAACGUGGAGGAAAUUCGCAGCCGGGUAAUCUUGGGAGAAUUUGGUGUAAAGAAUGUUCACACAACAGAUUUUCCUGGAAACUACCCAGGCUUUGAUGACACAUGGGACAUGAAGCGAUUUCAGAAGAAUUUCCGGAUUGAUGUAGUGCAUCUGGAUGAGAACAGCAUGGAAUUUGACAUGGUGGGGAUCGAUGCUGCCAUUGCUAACGGCUUCAGGAGAAUCUUACUGGCAGAGGUGCCCACAAUGGCUAUAGAGAAAGUGUUCAUCUAUAACAACACAUCUAUAGUCCAGGAUGAAGUUCUGGCCCACAGGCUGGGCCUCAUCCCCAUCAAAGCAGACCCUCGUCUGUUUGAGUUCAAGAAUACAGGUGAAAGCAACUAA